Lagenorhynchus albirostris (white-beaked dolphin) is the source of this 1736-nucleotide messenger RNA. RefSeq names its product zinc finger and SCAN domain containing 9 (gene ZSCAN9). Gene Ontology annotation, molecular function: DNA-binding transcription factor activity, RNA polymerase II-specific; RNA polymerase II cis-regulatory region sequence-specific DNA binding. The transcript has 5 exons. The coding region runs from base 88 to 1596 and encodes 502 amino acids. Lineage: Eukaryota; Metazoa; Chordata; Mammalia; Artiodactyla; Delphinidae. The record is from RefSeq and is a predicted model, not a curated record. Gene Ontology annotation, biological process: regulation of transcription by RNA polymerase II.
UUUUUACUGCUUAGGAGGGAACUUCCAAAGGUGUUUUUAAAACAUAGCUCCAGCUAGAGGGUACCUUUUAAGCUGUUGAAGAUCAAAAUGAAUACAGACUCCAAGGAGGUUAUAUCCCUGGAUGUUGAAGCUCGUGAUGUUUGGGAAGAACUGACAGUGAAAGCAGAGGCAGAAAGUCACCUCCAAAUGCAGGAAUCCGGACUGAAACGCAAUAACCCACUGGCAAGGGAGAUCUUCCGAAGGCGCUUUCGACAGCUCUGCUACCAGGAGACCCCUGGACCAAGGGAGGCUCUCACCCAACUCCGGGAUCUUUGCUACCAGUGGUUGAGGCCGCAUGUGAGCACGAAGGAGCAGAUUCUGGACCUGCUGGUGCUGGAGCAGUUCCUGUGUAUCCUGCCCAAGGAGGUGCAGGGCUGGGUGCAGGAGCACUGUCCAGAGAGUGGGGAAGAGGCAGUGAUUCUGCUGGAGGAUCUGGAGAGAGAGCUCGAUGAACCACAACAUGAGAUGGUAGCCUACAGACACCGACGAGAAGUCCUCUCUAAAGAGACAGUGUCUCUAGGAGAGCAGAUGUCACUGGGCCUUCAGUCCCAGCCUAAGGAGCCCCAGCUCACAUGUGACCCUGCUCAGGAGCCCCACCGUAUCGGAAAGACAGGUGAGAGACAGGAUUUAUCUGGUGUUGAACAUAUCCCACCUGGUCAAGUACAAACCAACAAAAAACCAGAGCUGGGAAACCAGGGGGUCAGAAGACGCUUUACCAGCAAUGUUCAGUGCUUCCGAGUGCCUAGUGUGCUUGUCUUUGUCCCAAUCCUCUGCAUGCAGUCUUCCCCUGGAUAUAAAUGUGAAGUUUGGGCAGCAGCACUGAUCUCACUUGUGGCCCAUUUCUUCUCUGCAGGCACAUUUCUGUUUUGCAAACCUGUUGUCAUCUCCCAGCUAAAAGGAGGAGAAGAACCAUGGUCUCACCCCACAGGAGUCCUAAGAGAUGGAAUGACCAAGACUGAGAACAGAGAGUUGGUGCUAAGGAAAGACUGUCCUAAGAGAGUGGAACCACAUGGGAAAAUGUCUUACGGACAGACCUGGGAGAUAUCACAGCAGGAUCCGCGACACAGAGAAGUUGGUGACUGCAAGGGUAGGGUAGAGAGGCACUGGGGAAACCCCUUAGGAGCCGGACCACACAGAUGUGAAGAAUGUGGGAAGAGCUUUGCUCAGAGCUCAGGUCUUGUUCGACAUCAAAGAGUUCACACUGGAGAAAGACCCUACGAAUGUAAUGAGUGUGGGAAAACCUUCAGUCGGAGUUCGGGUCUUUUUAAUCACCGAGGAAUCCACAAUAUUCAGAAACGGUACCACUGUAAGGAGUGUGGGAAGGCCUUCAGUCAGAGUGCCGGUCUCAUCCAGCAUCAGAGAAUCCACAAGGGAGAAAAGCCCUAUCAGUGCAGCCAAUGCAACAAGAGCUACGGUCGGCGUUCAUUUCUCAUCGAGCAUCAGAGAAGCCACACAGGGGAGCGACCUCACCAUUGCAACAAAUGUGGGAAAAGCUUUAAUCGCCACUGCAACCUCAUCCGCCAUCAGAAGAUCCACAUGGUGGCAGAGCUGGUCUAAUCCAAGCUGUGUGCAAGUUUUCCAGAUCACUGGCCAAGUCGUGCGGGGUCUGACUGAAAUUCCAGUCUUAUUCAUGGGACUGUGGACUACCCAAGCCAGGAGAGUCACCACUGUUACCUGUACAACAGCUGAUGAAUAAU